CUGACGACUCGACGACCCACGAAAUUGCAACGAAAUAGGAGAAAUUGCUAGAAAAAAUCAGUAAAAAAGUGAUAAGAAGCAUGUAAAUCAACGCGAGACACAGAAAAGAUUAAAAUCUUACAAGAGAGUGAACGCGUAAACUGCUUUUGCGUUAAAAUGGAGAUCCAAUACGAUGAAAAUCUGGCAGCAAAUCCCUUUUUCAAGAAGAUCCGGCAGGAUCACUCGCACUUUAUUCAUCUGGCUUCCCUGCAAAAUCUCGUGAUUUGCGUGCCUCGUCUCGGAUCGAUCGCUUCCAAGCAACAAUUGGACGAGCAAUUGCUCAUGACACACAUUUUGGUGCCAAAUGAAGAGCUUCCAGAGUCACAUUUUACGUGUGCCAAUGAUGCGGGAAAAGUUGUCCUGACGACAUCCAAGAAGAUUUUGUUCGAAAACACGGUGGGAGGUCAACUCGAAGUCAACAUUUUGUUCGAAGAAGUCUUUUACACGAAAGAUUUGAUGCGGUACAAGGUUUGGUGCAUCGAUCGUCCCUUCGUGGUGGACGAAAAAUCGAGUCGGAAGAGCACGAAAGAGCUGGAAUCGCCCAACGACUUGUUCUACGUGCAAAAUUUGAACGAUGCUGUACAGCUGAUAUGGACCGAGGUGCAGUCAAAGCAAAUUCUGAGGAAAAUUGACACCUCAAUUGCGAAUUUUCGCAAAAAUAAUCGAUCAUUCGGGAAUACAGAUCUCCAAAAAUUGCGAAAUAACACACAUUUGUUGUACAAUCACUGCGUCGAUGUGCUCCUAUUGAACCGGAGACUCAAGGAAAAGUGUCGCAAUGACGCCUUUUUACUAAAAAAUCUCAAAAUCGCCGUUGAGCAAUAUAUGAUCAACGCACUUUAUAGUCAUUUGUUCGAUGCAAUUACACUGUGCACGACUGAAGAAAACGAAAAAUUCAACAAAACCAUUCGAAGUUUGUCCGAAAUUCAAUUGGCAGAGUUUAACUUGGAUCCACGAUUGUACGACUACAUUCCCGUGAUGAAGUUGGAAAUCAUGAAACUCGACAGUCAUACAACAGUUUUGGAUAAAUUGAAUUGUCUGAAAAGAGCUAUUAACGUUAUUAGCGAGAAAUACAACAAAAUGACGGAAAAUGGAAAAAUUCUUACAACAGACGACGUCAUUCCUGUGUUAAUUUUUGUGAUAAUCAAGUCCGGCAUGACCCACUGGAUGUCGAAUUUGUACUUUUUGAAGGAAUUUUCGUUCACGGAUGUCGCUGGUAACAAUUUUGGUGCGGAAAAUUUCCUCGUAGCGACUUUGGAGGCUGCCAUAACUUUCAUUUUGACGCACGAUUUUGCGGCCAAAGAUAUUUUAGGAGAUAUUCCCGCUGUGGAUUGCGAAAAGUUUGAGAGUAAAGAUCAAUUUCUCGCACAUUUCUUCCUGAAAAUCAAAGAAAAUGACGAAAAAUCUGUCGAAAAACUGUUAAAGCCAUUCAAUAAGCUCACCGGGUGUAUUGAUCCGGGGACGACCAAUCCUUAUUACGAGAUGCCCGUGCUGCAACAUCACCCCUUAUGUGCCUGUAGUGAGUGUGAAAGUAAAAUUUCCGACUCCAUCGCUUGUAUUAAUUCGAAAGGACCUCACGGACUUUCGGCGAUUUUUAUUCCUGUGAUUUACGGACAUCCCAAAAUACUGAAUUUGCUGCUGAGCUACUCGGCAGACGUCAAUUGUUGUGAUAGUAAUGAGUGGACGCCGUUACAUUACGCCGCAAGUCGUGGAGAUCAAAAUAGUUUGUUGCUACUUUUGCAUGCGGGAGCAGAUUUAAAUGCCGCAAAUGUUGAUAAGAACAGUCCCUUGCACAUUUGUUGCAUGUACGGGUAUGCGAAUUGUGCCAAAGCCUUAAUUUACUUCUCGGAACACAUGAAAAUCAAGUUGGCGUUGAACGGGCAAAAUAAGCACGGUGACACGGCAAUUCAUAUUGCCUCGAAAUGGGGCUUCCUGGAGAUUGUCAGCACUUUAUUGGAGAAUGGGGCGCGGAUUGACAUCCAAAAUAAGUUUGGACAUACGGCAGUUAGUGUCUCGCAUAGCAGCAAAGUGCGGAAAAUCAUGCAUGAAACAUUUGUUUUGGUACCAAAGACUGUAGAACCGGAGUUGGGACCGUGCAGCGUGCAAAAUAUCUGCUUGACAGACGAAGAUUUGAUGGAUAAUGCCACUGAUAAUGUCGUCACGAAGAUGGAAAAGGUCCAAUGUUUGGAAAAAGCGAUCGCCGAUGGUGAUACUCGUCUUGCACUGAUGCUGCUGAACCUCCAAUCAGCACUUCAAGAUGUACCGUCGUGCAAUUGUGACCCCUUACGCACAUGCAAACGAUGCAUUUCGCACAAACAAGUCACGAACGCCAACAACAACAACGUCAAAAGCACUGCCCUCGACCUCAACGUACAAAAUCCGGAUGGAAAUACACCUUUACACUUGGCAGCGAUCCACGGAAAUUUGAAUUUAGCAAAAUCCUUGUUGGAAAAUGGCGCUGAUACAACUAUUUUGAACAAAAAGCACCAAACGGCACUUCAUGUCGCUAUCGAAUGUGGUCGUUAUCAAAUUAUAAAAGCCAUUCUCAAACUCUCCAAAGUCGAUAUCAUCGAUGCGGUUGAUUCCAAUGGCGAUACUGCGUUAAUUUACGCGGCACUUAGCGGAGAUACGAAACUUGUGGAGACAAUUUUGGCCUUUGAGCCGCAGUUGGAGACGAAAAAUGCGAAUGGGAACAGUGCGUUGUGUCUGGCACGCGAAAAUAUGUUCAUGGGAGUGGUAAAGUUGCUGGAACAAGCAUCACUGAAGGCGUCAAAGGGAAGUGACGACGAAGGACUGAAAGUUAAUGGAGAUGAAUAGAUUUUAAAAAUAAUAUUUUUUAGAAAUACUCAGCACUUAAUUACUCGUUCUCGAACAAAACGCACGUAUCUCACACGAAAAAAAACUUAUGAAGGCAACUAAAGCUGAUAAAGUAGUUUAGAAUCCAAUUAUUUAUGGAGAUUUAUGUACCUUACUAAAUAUUUCUAAAUAUUUAUUGUGUUAAUGCCGUAAGAUAUUCGCUUGCUAAAACACUAACAAAUUAUAAUUUAACGAUUUUUUGUGCAAUAAAUAA
This is a messenger RNA of Culicoides brevitarsis, 3106 nucleotides long. Its product is annotated as ankyrin repeat domain-containing protein 27-like. Gene Ontology annotation, biological process: early endosome to late endosome transport; neuron projection morphogenesis. Gene Ontology annotation, cellular component: late endosome; tubular endosome; transport vesicle. The transcript has 2 exons. The record is from RefSeq and is a predicted model, not a curated record. The coding region runs from base 157 to 2853 and encodes 898 amino acids. NCBI's taxonomy places the organism in Eukaryota, Metazoa, Arthropoda, Insecta, Diptera, Ceratopogonidae. Gene Ontology annotation, molecular function: SNARE binding; guanyl-nucleotide exchange factor activity.